AUGGACGAUCCAACUGGAAUUGCCUUCACGCCGGCUCUACACGUUGACGAAAUUGGUCUAACAUCCGAAAAGUAUAUUCCGAUCAAUGAAACCUUGACGAGCUUGCCUUUGCGCAUUUCUUUCGAUCGCAGCGACAUGCAUCAUCAGGCAACAACGAGCUCGACGGCAACGGCAGGUGGAUUGAGCCCAGCACGUUGGCGCUUGCUAAUGCACCUUUCGCAAGCGAUUGAACAGCAGACGCAGUUGGGUUUUGAGCAGUCCGAUAUUGACGAUGUUCGGCGACUUAUUGCGGAGACAAACGUGACCCUUUUGGCAAUAACGAUGCUAGCGAGUGCCCUACAUUUGUUGUUCGAGUUUUUGACAUUUAAGAGCGAGGUCAACUUCUGGAGCAAAAAUGAAGAUUUGACAGGUUUGAGUGUUCGUUCCUUAUUCCUUGAUAUGAUCGGACAAACGGUGAUACUUUUCUUUCUAAUCGACAAAGACAGUUCACUUCUAAUGACAAUUCCAAGUGCCUGUGGAUGCCUUAUUGCAUUGUGGAAAUGCCAGCGAGCGGCCGGUCUUCAAUCGCAACUAGCGUCUAUGGCCAGGAAAGAGAAGGAACAUUCGGCGGCGGCACGCAAGCAGGACCUCACAGCUUUGACAAUUGAGUCUGACCGAAUCGCUACACGGACGCUUGGAACGGUUCUCUUACCAUUCGUCGUCGGAUACACCCUUUAUUCGCUCGUCUUUGAGGAACACUUAGGCUGGUACUCCUGGCUGAUCACGUCGGCUUCAUCGGCUGUGUACGCCUUGGGCUUCGUGCUGAUGACGCCGCAACUUUUUCUGAAUUGGAAACUUAAGAGCGUUGCUCACCUGCCUUGGCGUGUGCUGGUCUACAAAUCAUUGAAUACUUUCAUCGACGAUCUCUUUUCCUUCAUUAUACGAAUGCCGACUAUGGCAAGAAUUAGCUGCUUUCGAGACGACGUUGUCUUUUUUAUCUACCUUUACCAACGUUGGCUUUAUCCUGUCGACGCAUCUCGGCCAGCGGAAGGUGGU
Messenger RNA from Phaeodactylum tricornutum CCAP 1055/1, 1035 nucleotides. RefSeq lists its product with no specific name. Lineage: Eukaryota; Bacillariophyta; Bacillariophyceae; Surirellales; Neidiaceae. The record is from RefSeq and is a predicted model, not a curated record. The transcript is spliced from 2 exons. Gene Ontology annotation, cellular component: membrane; endomembrane system. The annotation marks the transcript as partial.